Messenger RNA from Schistosoma haematobium, 8984 nucleotides. Its product is annotated as Surfeit locus protein 1. NCBI's taxonomy places the organism in Eukaryota, Metazoa, Platyhelminthes, Trematoda, Strigeidida, Schistosomatidae. Gene Ontology annotation, cellular component: mitochondrion; membrane. Gene Ontology annotation, biological process: mitochondrial respiratory chain complex IV assembly. Bases 3098 to 3670 code for a protein of 190 amino acids. The record is from RefSeq and is a predicted model, not a curated record. The transcript has 7 exons.
GGUUGCUAAAAUCUUAGAAAAGAUUAUUCGGAAGGAGCUGUUUAAGUACCUCGAUGAAAACCGGAUCCUUUCGGAGAAGCAGCACGGUUUCAGAAUACGUUACUCUUGUCUCACUAACUUAUUAGUGACUCGUGAAAGCUGGUGCGCUCUCAAGGACCAAAAGAUACCUGUAGCUGUAGCCUAUAUUGAUUUCAGCAAUGCUUUUGACAAGGUUCCACACAACCGGCUGUUAUAUAAGUUAGGAAAUGUCGGGAUUGCUCUCAUUAUUGAAUGUAACUGCAUUCUAUGUGGUUAAUGUUAAAGUGAGCCAUGUUUCACUUUCUCUCUUGUUAUUUUCUCUCCCAAAACCUCUCAUAAUACUACCCGGUACACAAGUAUCUUCAGGCUAAGCGCUGACCUACCAAAGGUUGAACGUUACAGCGAAAUCUGAAGUGCAGAGAUAUAUUCCUAACUUGUAUGUUAUUGCUAAAUGAAAACUGAUUCCUAAAGUGUUCGUAGUCAACAAAAAUAUCGAUCCGUCUAGAACCGAUCAUUUGAGAGGACAUUCGAAGAAAGUUCAAAAACCGAGAUCAAACCGUUUACGUCUGGAGUUCCGUUUCUCGCACCGAGUAGUGAAUUACCGGAACUCUCUACCGGAACACGUAAUAUCAGCACCGUCUGUUAAUAUAUUCAAAACGAGAUUGGACCUCCACAGUAUUACAAACUGCAAGGAUUAAUAUAGGUCAAUAGACUUCCUAUCCUUAUUACUGAAAACUGAAGACUGAAAAAUGUGAAUUUGAACGGUACAUAUAUAUUUAGCGUAUACGCUAAAUUACCAAAUGUACCUGCUGUUAAGGUAGAUUGAGUCUUUAGGUACUUCAUGCCUAAGCAAACCAAAGAAACUUUUGUUGCGUGCCGUGUGGAAAUAGUGCUACAUUUCCCCUUUUUGUCGCCAUAGGCAGUGAUAUGUCAUUGAUUUUACUUUGAAUUAUCGACUUUCCCCCUAAAUUUACACAGAACUGUCUGCUUCUCGCCUAAAUACGCUAAAAACUGCAACCUACCUCCUAAUACCUAAUCCUAACAUUCUAUCCUGUAUUAUAAAAGUCUGUAAACAGCUUUAGUUUACUUUUGAUGGAGUUUUGUUCUCUUAGCUGGAUGGUUUGGUCGUGGAGCUUUCAUCGUUCUUCUGAACGACAUCACCAGCACAAACUCCUAGCUAUAGGUUACAUUUAACAGCUUAGUAGCCAUAUAUAAGUUGAUUCGUAUCUGAAAGAAAUUUAAUCAACAGUCAUGUAAAGUGGCUAUCGGCUUCUCGUUAAUUAACGAGAUGAUUAAUCAUUGUAAUUCAAAACCAACUUUAUUUCACUUUCAGGAACCAAGGACUCAAUAUCGCUGAACGUUCAGUAAGAAUACAUAAGUCUGUUUUUAUGCCUCAAUUCAAUUUGUGGUUACAGUAGUCGAGUGUUUGGAUUCAUUAGGGUAAACUCAGUCAGAAACCCGGAGUUGUUUUUCUGUGGCAUGACCCAAGAGUAUAAAAUUCAGUCGGCGUACGGUAAAAUGUCAUAACAUAGUGGAUGUCAACCACUCAUUAUAUUUAGUUUUUAUGCCUAUGGGGACUCAAAAUUACUGUAUAAUCCUGGUGGGUGGACCCAAGAUGUAACUCUCAAGUUUCUGUUUCAGUGAAACUCCAAAGUUUCUAAAGUAUCUUUCCUUUUUGUCAUUGCUAUCCGGCUACCCGUUUUGCUAAAUGCUUACCGUGUAUUUUAACUUAUAUUUCUGUUUCUGCUACGUAUAUAUAAAACUUCUUAUUCGAAUAGUUAACUGGACGCUUUGGUAUGAACAAAAAUUUGUAAAUAACACAACUACCGAUGAUAAAGUCAAUAUAAUUACUCUUUCUUGCUGUUUCAAUUCACCCUGUAACGGAUUGUGAAAUAACCUAUAUUUCAAGCCCAUUACUUUCAUGUCAGAAACUAUUGCCUGGGUACACUAUUCCUAGGGACUAUGUUCCUGAUCUGAAGAUAUCCUACAGUGAUGCAAUGUUCAAAGAUUAAACACAAUAUUCAGGUCUUAGUCGAUUGAAGAAUGAGUGACCUAAAAGCCUAUGACAUUUUAUUAUUUUCAUUUUAUGUCCAUAAAUAGACAGUUCAUCAUGAUUGUGUGUGGGCUGUGAUACUGCCCGGGUGCCCAGACCGAAGCAGGUGGUUUCCUUAGGGGGCCACACCCCGAGCCUUCGACCUGAAGGUCUGAUCCACAAGUCAGUGGAGCAUCGUGAGGAGAUGCAGUCCCAUGGUAGCCGGUUACCAAAAAUUGGUUCAUACGCCAUUUGUUCCCGCAGGAUACUGGAGCCCAUGUGCAACAUUGGUUUGAGAUCCGGCUAAAGCGCCGGAUAUUCGCUUUUUGUCCUCUCAUUUUCGUAAACAACACCCCCGCCACGAGAAGGCGGUGAGUAGGACUUCCCUGACAGAUGCUGUAUAGGCGUGACCGUGUGAGAGCAUUUCGAGAGGGAGGGCGAGCCCACCCCACUCUCGGCCAUACCAGGACAUUUUGGGGCGCAUAUGUAUUUGGUGCCUUCUUGUACCAAUAUUUAUGUGUUCAAAUAAAUAAUUUUAUGUCCAUAUUCUAUUUAUUAGCAUGUUAUUUUAUUAUAUGAGAAAAAUUCAUCUGGCUAGUGGUCUUUUUUUAUUUCUAAUCAUUCGGGGGCCUAAGCCAAUUAUGCAGUCUUGUGAGCAGCCGUCACCCGGUCACACUAUAUCAUUGCAUUCAUCUGUCAACUACUUUGCUAUUCAUCGAUUUUGACAGUCAGGGUUUUGUCUAAUCAAAACAGGAAAUCUUCACAAUUGUAGUCCUCACAACGACCUUGUUUUUCACUAAAUUAUUUACCAAGUAGAGGUCCGCGUACUCUGUUUUAAUUCAGAUUCUAAUUAUGGAAGCUAAUGAUGCUACCCAGUUGUCUAACCUAGAGUAGGUGGCGUGGGGCUGUAGCAUGUGACUUAAUAACUAAUGUAUCGCUCCACCUAAGGUAACCUAUCAUGCAAACAUUUUCAUUGCUAUUCGAUGUCAUAAAAUUUUUGUGGUUUGUCACGUAUAACCAGUCAUUUACCAUUAUGUUUCAGCACUCAUGUUUUCUCUUAAACCAAUAAGACUGGCUUAUGCUUUCACUAGCUGUCGUCAUUCAUAUCAUAGUAUGCUUCCAACUAGUUCGAAGAAACGACGUACGUGGGUCACUUAUUCCUUGUUGGUCCUUCCAGCUACUGCAUUCGCUUUAGGAUAUUGGCAGAUACAUAGAAGAAGGUGGAAAAUUGAUUUGAUUGGAAAACUAAACGCAAGGAUUCCUGCUAAGCCUAUUCAAUUGCCUAAGAAUGUUGACUCUAGCAUUCAGCUUCCUGAGUUCACUCAUAUCUCGGUUCGAGGUUGUUUCGAUCAUUCACGAGAAGUAGUAAUUGGACCACGCUCAUUGAUUGAAGAUUUUAUACCUUCUAAAGGCUAUGGAAGCGAAUGGGUAGUGAGAUCACCAAACAAGUAUAUGCAGGCGAAUAUGGCUCGUCCAUCUGCUUCUGGUUAUUUUAUCGUAACACCAUUUUUCUUAGAAGAUAGACCUGGAACCUCCAUAUUAGUAAACCGUGGAUGGGUCCCAUAUGGUGCACGUGAUCCUACCAUUCGACCUAAUGGUCAGUUUACUAACAAAGUGUAAUUCAGUUUGCUACUUUUUCCCUGCCUUUCUGUUAACCCAACGUAACAGAUUUAUUGACCUUCAUCAGUUUUAUUCUAAUUUCAGGUUAGACUAAUUUUCAAAAGCUUUUCACUUUGUAUACACUGAGUGAAUUCGUGGUUCGUCGAUCUAGAGUCUCAUUUUUCAAUAUUAUAAUGGCUCAAUCAUUUUUACUAAAAUACUGAAAUAAUUUAGAUGGUUAGUUUGUCAAUUUACUCACGACAUUGAUCCUCAACUCCCAAUCAGGUAGAUUAAAAAACUAUUUACUGAAUGAGUAACCAUGCGAAUUGAUGUACAAGUUAAUUAAAACUAACAUCCAUGUACAUAGUACUUGAUCAAAGUAGUAUGCCCAUAAGCUCUGUCAUUUCUCAAUUAAAUGAUAAAUUCUGAAAAUAAAGGUCACUAAACAAUCAAUGUCCCUUCACUUUAGCCUGCCUUGACAGUCAGUCAGCUACAACGUAGGACCAGGCACAUAUAUGAAUCGGUCCAAGUUGCCAUACCUCAUUAACACAACAAGAUGAACACUGGAUUCAUAAAAGUAGUUAAUUCAGAAGUGGUAAUAUAUAAAAGAUUGCAAUAAGGAUAUAGUACAGGAAGAAAGAAUUAGUUCGUAGAAAGAAAGAUAUGAAGCGAUUUUAAUCUCUUGGUUUAAAGGGAGACAGAGGGUGUAUACACCGACGCCAUUAUGAUGGAUUCUGAGCCAUGUCACUAAGAGUCUACAACCAUUGUUUACGAUAGUCACGCGUACCCCAACCAAGUAGUCUGCAUCUACCAACAUGGCUCAGACUAGAAGUUAGUGACUUCAAGCACUGAUGCCAGCCUGCUUUGACGGAUUGCGUUAUAAUAUGGUGGAGAGUUGAGUUUUUGGUAGUCAUCAUUUUUCAUCGCGUCAUGAAUAUUUAUAGUUUUAGGAUCAUUUCCUCCAAUAAUUGACGCCAAUUAUUAAAUUAUUACAAAGCAUAGAAAUAUUUCGCUCUAAUUUAAAACGCUUCAGCAUUGUGCACCCAUAAUCCCUUAAAGUUUUAUCAAACCUUGAAACAAUAGUCGUAUCCUUAACAAUGAUUAGCCCCCAAAUAGUUUCUGAAUGAGUUAAUAAUUAAGUAGGAGCUAAUAAGCUAACCACGUCUGGUAUACGACAUUGAAUAAAUAUCAAGUAUGGGGUUGUGAAGAUUGAGAUGGUAGAGAUUAUUAGGUUUUUCAUUGAGAUCAUAAACCGAUCGAUGUUAGACCACCAUUGAAAAUCUGGAAGCACUGAACGGCAGCGCUCAUCCACACGGGAUUCGAACCAAGGGCCCUCGUCGUGACCAGUGGAGCUAAUUCGUGUUGGGUAGAUACAGGUAUCUACCUUAGAAUAUUGAAAGAUGGUCGCGCAAUUUCGUGGAUUGGUUGGGGUUAGGCGUUAACACCGUUGGAUGCCGGCUCAGUGGUUUGGAGGUUAAGCGUUCGCGCGCGAGGCAGAAGGCUCUGGGUUUGAAUCCCGUGAGCGGGAUCGUGGAUGCGCACUGUUGAGGAGUCCCAAAAUAGGACGAAACGGCCGUCCAGUGCUUCUAUGUUUUUAAUGGUGGUCUAACAUCAAUCGGUUCAUGAUCCCAAUUGAAUAAACAUCAUAUAUUACAUGCUAUUGACUGCGAUUGGAGAUAUAACACUGGAUUUUCAUUAAGCGAUAUCAUACCCGACUUAAUUUCCAUAGGUUUUUUGGUUUGAUCCUGCUUGAGUUCAUUAGUAUGCGUUCCUAAUGAGUUCAAAAAAGUAGGAUUUGUUAGCUAAACAGUACCCAUUAAAUCUAUAUUUAGUUUUCCUACAGACAAUUAGUUUUCCUACUGUCUAGCGUUAUUUAGUUGAAAAUGAACUAGUCAGUAUAUCACGAUUUGGGACGUGAUCAGAACACGGGACAGUUAAGAAUAUGUCCUAUUAACACUCACUAUUUCUUUAUCUAUUAUCCUCACUUCGUAAGGUAUGUUGCUUUUAUUUACUGUUAUGUUCAGAACUCUGUAUUAUAAGCUAAAGUACAUUCAUUGAAAAGAAAAUUCAUUAUUUACUUAUUGUGAUACAUAUGUAUUUUUUCAUAAAUUUUAGGUAAAGGGUGUCGUAGAACUGUCAGGUUAUAUACGGUAUCAAGAAAAGGUAAUUUUACUAUAUAUAUAAUAUGUAGGCCCAUCAACUGCUGUUUUAAACUCCAUGAUAUUAUCUGACAGACUUAAAUUACUGUAUCAAACGCUCAAAAGUUUAUUCCCUGUUUUUUUUGUUUCACUUAAUAACUUUUAAUGUGCGAACAUCAGUAACAUUUCAACUAUUAGGUUCAUUUAUAUAAUGUACACACCUAAUAAGAUCUCUUUUAUAAUUGUUUAGUAUUAUGGGAUAUUAGUCAGUGUUAAUGUUCUCUACUAUUUAGUGCUGAUCAGAUUUUGAUCAACUAAUUUUUAAUAUGGGUACUGGCCUGUUGUACUUGUUAGCGCACUCCACUUUGCCUAAUAGUUGUAAAAGAAGUUGGGAAAAAGCUUCGUGACUCAAUUACGUCAAUUUUUUGUUUUGUUUUAAUAACCUAAUACUUUUCUUAGGCACCAAUUCGUAUAUUCGGUUCAAAGAUUCAACCUCUUACUUGUCUGGAUUAUGAAAAUCAAAAUCCACAUAUUCGUUAUUCUUGUCGACAAAUCGAUCAAAUGUCUAAUGAUUUGAAAACAUUACCGAUUUUCCUUGAUGCUGAUUAUGAGUCUAGUACUGUUGGUGGGCCAAUCGGUGGACAAACUCGAGUUGUUUUACGAAAUGAACAUGCAUCGUAUAUUUUCACUUGGUUCUCAUUGGGCACCAUCGGUCUGGGAAUGUGGAUAUACUUUUUCAUUUUUUAACUGGACAAAUAAAAGAAAAAAAGAAUUAUUUUGUACAUACAAAUAUAGUUUAGAUAUCCAGACAAGACAAUCCACUCGUUUGCUUAUCCCUUGUAUUUAUGGUUAUUUAAUUCGUUGUCUACAGCAAUAUCUCAUACAGUAUAUGUGUAAAUGCGCUAAUUAAAAGUGUCACUCAUCCACGUACCUCCAACAUAACUCAAUAAGACCCUGAUCAUCACGAAAUCUUAUUUCUAGUAUUCUUCUUAUCAAUCUUCUGUUUUCAUCUUUUCCGAUGUAUGCCACUGCUGUCCGAGAUUGUGAAGUGUUCUCCCGAUUGCACAUACCUAAGCACGGUGAAAUUGAUAUGACGAGAUACUACGGGCUGAGUAAAUAAAAAACUAAAGUAAUUAACAAAACAUGACACAGUAACAAAAACAGGAUAGAAACAAGUAAUUGUCUCAUCUCAAUCAAGAAUAGGAAGUGCGCUUGAUUGUGGAGAUAAGAUUUCAGGUUAGAAGACCGAUAGCCUGUAUUAGUCCUUUACUAGUCAGCUUCUGAGUCUAGUCUUUCCUUGAAUGAGUCAGUCAAAUGAGUGGACACCACUUCUUCCAGUAACAGGUUCCAAGAAUUAAUGACUCGGUGUGAGAACCUGAAUGUCACGGGUAUUUUGUUCGUUGUUGGCUAUAGCACUCGCCUGCUAUGUCCUCUGAGUUGUCCUGACCUGGUGGGAAGAGAAGGAGAGAAUAUGUCAGGUUCCUAAUCACAUCCAAGUAUUCUAUGCAUCAAAAUCAGAUAGCCCCUUAGUUUGCGGUAGAACGGAGUAAAUAUGUCUAACUUGUCGUGCCGUUCUGUGUAUAAUAAAUCCUGGAAUUGCAUGAUUAGCUGCUUCCUCAAUUUCUCCUAAGAUAUCGGAGCCACUUUUUAAACAGAACUUGCAGCCUGGACUCAGUUUUCAAGUUUGUGUACAUUGUAUUGGAACAUAUUAGUGUCUAACUUGGUUAUUGUCCGUCUCCAAGCCCAUAUGGUUCCGAACUUCUCACCUACAGCCGUACGGCAGUGGUCCAUUGUCUUAAGAUGAUAACUCACUGUUACCCCAAGAUCGUUUUGAGGUCGGAAUACAGGUCCUGACUCUUCCUCUAUGCUCCACCUACUUAAUUUUGUGUUCCUUAUGUUCACGUAGAUGCAUGUAGCCACGCUCAUAAGUAUCAGUCAUUUUUUAGCCCAGCUAAUUAGAACAUCUAGUACCCCCUUCAGUACUCACGCAUCUGUGUCUCCUGUUAUCUCCAACUUUCUGCGUCAGCGUCAAGUAGCAUCGAGGGUUAAAUCAUACUUGGGAGUUCACUUCUCAUACAGUAUAAAUAGUAGAGAACUCAGGGCAGUUUUGCAGUACUUCACCAAGUGCUGGUUUAUAGGAAGAAUACUUGGAAAAGGUCUUUACUUUCUGUCCACGAACUAGCAAGAAAUCCUUUAUUAACUUUGAGAUAGGCCUGGGAAUUCUUAGACUGUAGAUCACCAACGUAGAUGAUCUAUGUCGAAAUGAUUGGAGGCCUACUCGAGUUAGACGUGAAUAGUGUGACGAACCAACUAACGUCGAAGUCACACCUCGUGGUCAGCACCUUACGUGGACUACCCCCAUUGACGUAUCAAGGUACCAUAGAUACUUUGAAGACUGUACAACACAAAGGACGUUAUUACAGAAAUAUAUUAGUUAAGGUAGAUACAGGCGAAAGUAAGACCACUGCCGCAUGGGCCAGUCCAUGGCGUAUGAUUAACUAAUGCGCGUUGCUUGUACAUGACCUUGGCAGGGAGCGAUGAUCUGUUCGACAUUCAGUGAUCCAACUGCCGGAUGAUUUGGCUAGGGCUCAGUGACAUUUCACUGGCCCUACAAUACUCCCCACCAGAUUCAACGGCCGUUUGAAUCGGUACCAAACAUGUUGGGAGCAGUCGCGCGCCAGAGAGUGCCAAACGAAUAUUAUAAAUUCUCCAGGUAUUGCUUAUCUGUAAAACAAAUGGAAAGGAGGCGGCAGAAACUGGUCGGGAAACAGCGAGUCAUAAUAUGUUAGUAGGACGUUGGUUAAACGUAAAGCGAUUAACCAUAGAAAUAAUGAAAAGAACAAAACGUUUUAUUGUUCUAUCAAGUCGCGCUGAAAUAUAUAGCCUUGAAAAGUAAUUCAGUUCCUCCGAUGACAAACGUUAAGUCUGCCGCAAGAGUAAUGAUGCUAUAGCGAUAGUAGGAUAAGUGUAUUAUCAAUCGAUAUCCAUAUUUGUACUGUCAUUAGUUUAAAGUUGUAAGUCGGACAGUGUUGUUGACAGCUAUUAAUUAGUGUCAAAUUCUAGUUAUACCUAUAUCUAACAGACUAACCGUAAGUACAGAAGUAUAACAGUGAAGAGUGGUCGUGAUUUCGUUGUGCGAAGCUAUUGACCAACUUGUAGUCACAGUUUGAAAAGUCGAUGACUGCUGUUACAGUCAG